Cladophialophora carrionii CBS 160.54 is the source of this 1965-nucleotide messenger RNA. RefSeq lists its product as uncharacterized. The coding region runs from base 1 to 1965 and encodes 654 amino acids. Gene Ontology annotation, biological process: protein transport to vacuole involved in ubiquitin-dependent protein catabolic process via the multivesicular body sorting pathway. The transcript has 6 exons. The record is from RefSeq and is a predicted model, not a curated record. Lineage: Eukaryota; Fungi; Ascomycota; Eurotiomycetes; Chaetothyriales; Herpotrichiellaceae. Gene Ontology annotation, molecular function: phosphatidylinositol binding; ubiquitin binding. Gene Ontology annotation, cellular component: ESCRT-0 complex.
AUGUUUCGGACCCAGCAGAAUGUAUUCGACGAUGUCGUUGCCAAAGCUACCGACGAAAACCUGACCUCGGAGAACUGGGAGUACAUCCUCGAUGUCUGCGAUCGGGUAUCGUCCAGUGAGAGCGGCAGCAAAGACGUCGUGGCCGCCAUGAUCAAGCGACUCGCACAUCGCAAUGCGAAUGUCCAACUCUACACGCUCGAGCUGGCCAAUGCCCUGAGCCAGAAUUGUGGGAUCAGCAUGCACAGGGAAUUGGCGAGUCGCAGUUUUACAGAUGCGCUGUUGAGGCUGGCGAACGAUCGGAACACCCAUCAACAAGUCAAAUCCAAGAUUCUAGAGAGGAUGGAGGAGUGGACAAAGAUGUUUGCGAGCAAUACGGAACUGGGCAUCAUGGAGCAGGCGUACAUGAGGUUGAAGGCGCAGAAUCCCAGUCUCCAACCACCGCAGGCACCGGUGAAGAGCGCAAUCACAGACUAUGACAGAAGGCGAGAAGAGGAAGAGCUCCAGAUGGCCCUCAAGCUGUCCAUCCAAGACAAGUCGGCCGCUGGUCCCUCCAGCCAGCCAUCGGACGCACCGGCAGAACUGGCGGCACAGACACCCGGCGGUGUGCCGCAGCAGACAGUUCCUCAGCCCGUCCCCUCCGGCACCACAGCUGCGACAGUGUCCCGAGUACGAGCGCUCUUCGACUUCCAGCCGUCGGAGCCGGGCGAGCUCCAAUUCCGCAAAGGCGACGUCAUCGCCGUGCUAGAAUCCGUGUACAAAGACUGGUGGAAGGGCUCGCUGCGUGGCCAGACGGGUAUCUUUCCUCUGAACUACGUCGAAAAACUCCAAGAUCCCACACCAGAAGAGCUACAGAGAGAGGCGCAGAUGGAGGCCGAAGUGUUCGGACAGAUCAAGAACGUGGAGAAAUUGCUCGCGCUGCUGAGCACGAGUACGGGGGACAUGAAUGUGCGGGAUAACGAGGAGAUUACCGAGCUGUAUCAGAGCACGUUGGCGAUCAGGCCAAAGUUGAUCGACUUGAUCGGCAAGUACACGCAGAAGAAAGACGACUUCCAGCAACUCAACGAGAAGUUCAUCAAGGCCCGCCGCGACUACGAAGCCCUCCUCGAAACGUCCAUGGCGCAAUCCGCCGCGCAAUAUGGGAGACCCAGCCCAGCACCGUACGGGUACGGGCCUGGAGCAGGUGGUGGCCCUCCGCCUGGUCAGCCUCCAGUAGGAGCGGCAGGCUAUCCGCCUCAGAGAUUCUACACGCCUGAUGGUCAGGCUCCCAACAAUGCCGUUCCGUACCCUUCCAAUCCCCCGCAACCUCAGUUAGGAUACCAGCCGCCGUAUCCUGUCUCCAGCCCACCCCCACAGAGCCACACGCCGAGUAAUCUCAAUCAUCAGCCUCCUCCGCCAACUCAGCCAGACGGCUAUCCUGCAUACCCUCCCACGAACGCAGCAGGUCCCGUUCGUCGCCAAUCCCAUCCCUCCGAAGCAUAUGCCGGCUAUCCACCCGCGCCGCCAAUGAUUCAACCACCCAAUAUAUCCCAACUCCAACUACACGACGACUCCGGCAAAGACUAUUCACCCAGCAACUACUCGAUGGACGAAGCCUCGAAUCAGCAGUCCCUGGGCCCGUCUGCGCCGCCGCCGCAAUCUCAACCGUCGUAUCCCCCACCUAUGCCCCAGGGCCAAGCACCGACCCCGUCACAACCUCCUCAAACAUCGUACCCGCCGCCCCCACAACCGGCCCCCGCAGCCUAUGACUAUCCACAGCCGAAUCCCAUGUCUCCUCCGCCGCCUUCUCACGGCCCACCACCGAUUCCUCAGGGCGCAGCACCAGGGACGGAUCCUCCGCAGCACAGGCCAGUCACGCCCUUGGCGCAGAGUUCGGCGUACCCGGUAUUUUCGCCCACGUCGGGCCCCGGGCAGCAUCAGCGACAGUACCAGGCGUAUAACCAGCGGCCGACGAGUUAUUAUCGGUGA